AUGUUGCCAGUCGUCGCGACAUUUGGCUCUUUCGGUGACAUAGUAUCGCUCUGCCUCAUCAUUAAAGACCUAGUGAAGGCAAUUGACGAUAGUAGAGGCGCCUGUGCGGAAUACCAGGAAAUCAUCAAAGAAGUAUGGGCUCUCGACCGGAUUUUGCUUCUGGCAGAAGAUCUGUGGAGGCCGUGCGAAGCUAACAUCGAGCUGAUAGGCCUCCGUGAAAUGGCUCGUCACAUAACGCAUCAAUGCCGUUCUUCCAUCGAGAAGUUUCUCGAAAAGCUCAAGAAGUAUGGUCCAAAGCUAAGUGAUGGUGGGUCAGGGAGCUCGAUACGGAAUACAAAAAUGAAGAUAAGAUGGCAGACUUCCCAGAUUCAAUGUGCUGAUUGUGGAAUGUGGUGUCGAAGUAUCACCGAGCACAACGAUGUUGAUCCACCUCCAACCGCGAAUGGCCCAAAGAACUUCCACGGGCAGGAGCACUGA
Molecule: messenger RNA, 477 nt
Organism: Letharia columbiana
Lineage: Eukaryota; Fungi; Ascomycota; Lecanoromycetes; Lecanorales; Parmeliaceae
Exons: 3
Coding region: 1-477 (158 amino acids)
Source: RefSeq, a predicted model, not a curated record